Messenger RNA from Funneliformis geosporum, 470 nucleotides. The record is from the annotation of a GenBank genome assembly. Lineage: Eukaryota; Fungi; Glomeromycota; Glomeromycetes; Glomerales; Glomeraceae.
GCUGGAUAAUACUCGCACCUUGCAUCGGAUUGUGGAGGACGUGCUCAAAGAGACCAUAAAUGGUAUUUCACAGAUAGAUCUUAAUGAAGUGGUUAAAACUGCUGUGUGGAGGCCUGAUAAAAAUAACAAGAGUGUCCAGCGUUUCAUUUCACGAAUGCGGGAUAGACAUACUCGUGAAGAAGCAGAUGCCAAACGGUGCAUAAAAAAGGGUUUAACACCUGAGCCUUAUCUUUAUGAAAUCCCAGAACCAGGCGAACGCUUUGAGUAUAUUGUAGUUGAGAAUGAUUCAUCACAGAAGGUAGGGGAUAAAAUGGAGUAUCCAGAGGUAGUGAGGCGAAUAGGUAAAAAGAUCGAUAUCAGCUAUUAUCUGAAAACCGUUGUCGGCCUCUGUGCACGAUUUAUUAACUAUGAUGAAAGUUUCCAGCCAUCAUCUGAAAUUGUGCUAGGGGCCUUAAAAAAGUUAAAAGAUG